AUCCACACACAGUAGUCUGUAGGAUUUGUUUACAAACAGUGGCAGUCAGGUGGCUGCGCUGCCCUCGUGUGGACACUACACAGGCCUGCACACAGAGGAGGAGGUGAGACACUGACAGGACGCCUCAUUCACACAUUAUCCGCACUUCACAAAGAACACGUCCUGGGGGGAGGGGGAACCAACAAUAUCUACAUCAGAUGUUACAUUAGGAGCAGAUUACAAGUUCAGCAAUGGCGAGGGCACUUCAUGAUGGGAGUACCUCCGAACGCGUGGGAAACAUUCAAUCUGACGCCGGGCGCACUUUUCCUGCUGACGUUAGUGCCUGCGCCGCCUCCUCCCGAAUCUGUGAACAGAACCUACCUGUGAGCCAUCCUGCCCCCGUCCCGGCCCCACCAUCCAUGUGUCAAAGGUGCUUAUCCUUGUGCCAAAACCACCCCCGGGACAGACUUGAAAUGGUUAACAGUUGUGAAUCUGGACCUUCUUCACCUGCUUGUGAACAAAGACAUUGCUCCUACCCAGAAUCCUUCAGCACAGGAGAACCCACUGCAUACGGUCUCAGGCACACAACCCACGAACAUUCCAACAUGGGGACAGACGUGGAAGAGUCGCAUCAAGAUGACCCCCAAGCGGAGCUGCCGCUGGCGGGAGACGUGCCUGUAGAGCGAGAGAUCGCCCUCCGACUGCGCAGGAUUGGGGACCAAAUGAAUGAGCGGUACUUGCGAAGAAGGCAAGUGGCCCAGCGGCAGUGGUGGGGUCCUCUGCGAUGGCAUCUCACCCAGAUGAUCUCGGAGAUCCUGGCUGCCUUGUACAACCCACUCGUGGACAUUUUACCACAGAACUAAAUCCGUUACCUCCAUUUUGGACAUGUGGUACAAAGAAUCGGGAGGUUUAUGAGAUGCCCACUUGCGCUGAUUUGGCUUCUGCUGGACAGAAGCUAGGAGGCUUGACUGGUCUCCAAGGACGGUACCGCCGAAAGUCCAGUGGGUGUCAAGAUGAUGACUCUUCUCCAGUGAUCUCUCCUAUGAGAAGACUUGAAUAUCGGUUCUUGAUCUCUGCGAGCCGUUGGCUGUUGCCUGGUGGUGUUAAUAGAAACAAGGUGGAUAUGGUAGCUGCCUUCUCUUCCUGCUAUGUUCACCAAGAGACUCUUUUUUUUUUUUUUGUGAAGAUUUAACAAAAAAUGGUUUCCUCUAGUUAAGACAUUGUAUGAUGGCUGUCACAAUCGGGGGAGUAUUGGUAAUAUGGAAUAACUGGUGUUAAUGUUGAAGUGAAGGAGCAAUUAAAGUCUUGGUUGUAAGAAAUAUAUGGCACAUUCUUUACAAAUUUCUAGUAAAUACAUGGGGGGAGGAUUUUUUUUUUUUUGGUAGCGGGUGUCCUAGCGAGCACCAGCAAUGCCAAAUGCAAAUACAGCAUGGAAUUGUAUUUGUUUGGCGCAUCCCCCUCUUGAUGAACUCCUUACCAUUGGCUGGAAAGGGUGUUAUUCUGAGCCAUACCAACUGCCCUUUUUGUAGCCAAAUUGUGAAAAUCUAGACAAGCCAUAAUGAAA
Molecule: messenger RNA, 1543 nt
Organism: Rana temporaria (common frog)
Lineage: Eukaryota; Metazoa; Chordata; Amphibia; Anura; Ranidae
Product: bcl-2-binding component 3-like
Exons: 4
Coding region: 231-842 (203 amino acids)
Biological process (GO): positive regulation of apoptotic process; intrinsic apoptotic signaling pathway; positive regulation of release of cytochrome c from mitochondria
Cellular component (GO): mitochondrion
Source: RefSeq, a predicted model, not a curated record